Molecule: messenger RNA, 2978 nt
Organism: Myiozetetes cayanensis
Lineage: Eukaryota; Metazoa; Chordata; Aves; Passeriformes; Tyrannidae
Gene: KLHDC7A
Product: kelch domain containing 7A
Exons: 3
Coding region: 1-2319 (772 amino acids)
Molecular function (GO): protein binding
Source: RefSeq, a predicted model, not a curated record
AUGCCCCAGCGGGCAGCCGUGUCCUGGCAGUCCGACAUGCAGCUGGCCGGGAAGCUGGUCCUGUCCGCCGCCGCUCUGCUCCUCCUCACUCUGGCGUUCAGGUUUUACAGGACCCGCUCGCUCGCCGGGGGAAGCAAGUUGGGAAAUGAGCUGCAAAACGAGUCGGGAAGUGAGUUGGGAAGUGAGCCGGUAAGCAAGUUGGGUAGUAAGUCAGGAAGCAAGCUGGGAAUCAAACUGGGAAAUAAUCCAGGAAGCAUACUGGUAUACAAGCUAGGAAAUGAGUCAGGAAGUGAGCUGGGACGUGAGCUGGAAAGUAAGUUGGGAACUAAGUCAGGAAGCAAACUAGGAAGCGAGUCAGGAAAUAAACUGGCAAGUGAGCCAGGAAGCGAUCUGGGAAGUAAUCUGGAAAGCAAGUUGGGAAGCAAGCUAGGAAAUGAGUCAGUAAUUGAGUGGGCAAGUGAGCCAGGAGGCAAGGAGCUGGGAAGGGAGCUGAGCUCUUGUGACCCUGGGAACAUGGCUGACACACUGAGCAGCCAUUCCGAGAAGGAAACACUUGCCCUGAGCACCAGGGUUUCCCCGGGGAUUUCUAAUGCCCAGAUGGCAGGUGAUGGACAUGCCCAAAGCACGGAGAAGGAUUUGGCUGGUGGAGGCAUGAGCAGGGAGUCCAAGAGGAACAGGGAAUCCAUCCAGACCCUCAGUGUCACCUCGAACCUGGGGCUGCUGAUGACAGCGAGCGAUGCAGGGUCCGACACCUCCUACUCUUUCUCCUCGGUUGCAAAGAUCCAGGUGGAGGAGAACUACAUCCCCGAGAGACAGGGGAAGGACAGGGACAACCAGGCGCUCCCCAGGCUCAGAGGCAAAGUCUAUGACUACUACGUGCAGUCCAUCUCCGAGUCGGUGCUGAAGAAGAAGUCUCUCCCCUACAUCCCUCCGGGAAUAUCCCAGUGUCGCAGCUCCGAGCAGGUCAGUGAAGAGCUGCAGAGCUUUGCAACCCAGCCACAGGACUCAGCUUUGGCAGCACAUGAUCCCACCACCUCCUCCACAGUUCCACCGCCCACCAGGAGCUCAGAGACCUCUCCUGAGCCUCCAUCUCCCGGCCACAAGAACAGCAUCCUCCGGAUCGCAGACAGCCCCCACCUCCAGCUGCCUAUGGAGGGUUUUGGGGUCUCAGCUCCAGCUGGAACAACACCACCUGCAAGCCCCCAGUCAGGACUGGCAGCCAGUCCUGACCCCUCCCAGCUGCCAACAGACACCCACCUGGACCUGAGGAACUGCUACGAGGUGCUCAACACAGCCAAGGCGCGGGGGCUCAGAGCCCUGCAGGAGGCUGCCUACAAGGUGAUGAGUGACAACUACCUGCAGGUGCUGAGGACACCCUCCAUCUACGGCCGCCUCAACGCCGGCGAGCGGGAGCUGAUCCUGCGGCGGAGGAUGAAGGGGAAGGUGUCCCUGGUCGUGGCAGAUGUCAGCGUGCAGGAGCCUGACCUCCACCCCAGCCGCCUCUGCUACUACGACGAUGGAGGGGACUGCUGGCACCAGCUCUGCCCUGUGCCCCCAGAGGUGGUGUCCCGGGGCUGCGCCACGUGCAGCAUGUUCAACUACCUCUUCGUGGUGUCCGGCUGCGAGGGCACAGGCCGGACACAGAGACCCUCCAAACGCGUCUUCUGCUACGACCCGCUGACCAACAUCUGGAAGGAGAUCUGUCCCCUGAACCAGGCACGGCCCCACUGCAAACUCAUCGCCCUGGACGGCCACCUGUACGCCAUCGGGGGCGAGUGCCUCUGCACGGUGGAGCGCUACGACCCCCGGCUCGACCGCUGGGCCUUCGCGGCGCCGCUGCCCCACGACACGUUCGCGGUGGCCCACACGGCCACGGUGUGCGACGGGGAGAUCUACGUCACCGGGGGCACCCUGCGCUACGUCCUGCUGCGCUACGACCCCCGCCUGGACAGCUGGAGGGCCAGCCCGGCCAUCGGCAGCAGGGACAGGACGGCCGAGAUGGUGAGCGCCAACGGCUUCAUCUACCGCUUCGACCUGCACCGCGGCGCCGGCCUCAGCGUCCACCGCUGCGGCGCCAGGGCCAAGCUGUGGUACAAGUGUGCCGCCUGCCCCCUGCCCGAGCCGUCCGGCCUGCGGUGCGCCGUGCUGGGCAGCCUGGUGCACUGCAUCGGCCGCCGCUUCCACCUCCGCUUCUUGGCCGACCAUGUCUCGCCGCGCUUCGGGGCCAAGGAGCUGCGGCCCUUCCCCUCGCCCCACGGCAGCCUCCUCACGGCUGUCCUGGCGCUGCCGGAGGGAGGGACGGCGCAAACUCGGGUUUGAGCGCCUGUGGUUUGGUCUCAUGAGACAACUGGCAGUGGUUCAGAUGUGCUGUGACAGUCAGAGCUGGGAGGAGAAGACACUGGCCCCCAUUUGCACCGUGUCACUCGGACCUUCCAUCAAACAGGGUCCUCCCAGUCCCAGGGACCAAGCAGGGAAACAAACUGCCCUUGGCCACUGCUGGUAAAGCCAGCCCUGAAGACACAAGGAAGAGCAAAGCAGGAGCUGGGCGGACCCGCUGGUGAGAGGUGUUUAAACACAGGUGUGUUUGCUUGGAUGCAAAUAAACGGCGGAUCCCGCGGGCUCCCAGCUGUUCACUGCCCCCUGAGUAGCUGCUGAGACACCAGGUGUCUAAUAUUGACAUGGACACGCAGCACAUGGUGGAUUUUAGGGUGGAGGAACACGGCAGGGAGGUUGGAUCUCAAGGGAGGUACCACCCAAAGGUCAGCCCUGCCAGCACUUCAGGUUUGAUCUCCCACAUCCCCUGGGGUUAGAGCUUGGGAGCCGGGGGUGCCUCGUUAUCUCUGCUCCUACCAAUGCCUUGGCAUCUCCUGCCUUCUCCUCAGAAUGGAACUGUAUGUAUAUAUAUUUAUAUCUGUCAAUAUAUUUAUAUGCACGUGACGUAAAUAGGCACUAUGGAUUUGCAGACAGCUGGUCUUAAA